Messenger RNA from Spea bombifrons (plains spadefoot toad), 1796 nucleotides. It is a transcript of the gene CHRNB1, whose product is annotated as cholinergic receptor nicotinic beta 1 subunit. The record is from RefSeq and is a predicted model, not a curated record. Gene Ontology annotation, molecular function: acetylcholine-gated monoatomic cation-selective channel activity; transmembrane signaling receptor activity. Bases 49 to 1530 code for a protein of 493 amino acids. Gene Ontology annotation, cellular component: postsynaptic membrane; neuron projection; synapse. The transcript is spliced from 11 exons. Gene Ontology annotation, biological process: nervous system process; chemical synaptic transmission; monoatomic ion transmembrane transport. Lineage: Eukaryota; Metazoa; Chordata; Amphibia; Anura; Pelobatidae.
GACCCCUUGCCUGUCACAUCCGGCAGCUGCAGCCAAAGCCGCCGAGACAUGGAGGGGCCGACGACGGCAGGAGCCCUGAUACUGCUCCUCUGGGGGACCCUGCUUCAAGGCACCGGAGCCAAUACCUCUGAAGGGCUGCUCAGAGACAAGCUCUUCAAAAAUUACAACGCCAACGUCCGGCCCACGAGGGCCCACAGCGAGCAGGUGACCGUGCAGGUGGGAAUGACCCUGUCCCAGCUCAUAAGUCUGAAAGAGAAGAAUGAGGAGCUCACUACCAAAGUAUAUCUGAACUUGGCCUGGAUGGAUUACCGCCUCUCUUGGGAUCCCGCGGCACACAGUGGGAUUAUAUCCCUUCGCAUAUCCUCCGGGAGCGUAUGGAAACCAGAUAUCGUCCUCAUGAACAACAAUGACGGUGAGUUUGACAUGGCUCUGGAUGUAGAUGUUUUAGUGACUGCAGACGGGAGCGUCACAUGGGAGCCCCCAGGCCUCUUCCGCAGCAGCUGCAGCAUUGAGGUCCAGUACUAUCCCUUCGACUGGCAGAACUGCAGCAUGGUGUUCCGGUCCAACACCUACUCGGCAGAGGAGGUGACGCUCGUCCACCCCAGGGACGCAAACGGACAGGAGGUGAAACAGGCGGUGAUUUUCCCCAACACGUUUGAGGAGAACGGCCAGUGGGAGAUCCGUCACCGCGCGGCCCGCAAGAACACAAACCCUUCAGACCCGUCCUACGAGGACAUCACGUUUUACCUGGUCAUUCGCCGGAAACCGCUCUUCUACAUCGUGAACGUCAUCGUCCCCUGCAUUCUUAUCACCAUACUGGCUAUUUUCGUCUUCUACCUCCCCCCGGACGCAGGUGAGAAGAUGACUCUGUCUAUCUUUGCUCUCCUCACCCUCACUGUCUUUCUGCUGCUUCUGGCUGAUAAAGUCCCCGAGACCUCCUUGGCUGUUCCCAUCAUCGUUAAUUACCUCAUGUUCACUAUGACUCUCGUCACCUUCUCUGUCAUUCUGAGUGUUGUAGUCCUGAAUCUACAUCACCGCUCCCCCAACACGCACCACAUGCCUCAGUGGGUGCGGCAGAUAUUUAUCCUUAAACUUCCUCGAUACCUUUGGAUCCGCCGACCAAAACCAGAGCCGCCACUUCCGGUGCUCCCGCCGCUUCGGCCCGUUUCUGCUCCUCGGCACGCUGACGAGUACUUCAUCCGCCGGCCAGAAAGCGAUUUCAUUCUUCCCAAGGCUGACAGGUAUCACGCAGACGCUUUCUCGCGGGAUAUGAGGUGGUUUCUGGAGGGUCCCAGCCUCGGCCUCGCUCUCCCCCCAGACCUGCAGACGGCCGUCAGUGCGAUCAGAUACCUCGCUCAGCAGCUGCAAGAACAAGAGGACUACGAUGCGUUGAAGGAGGACUGGCAGUACGUAGCCAUGGUUGUUGACCGUCUCUUCCUCUGGACGUUCAUCACAUUCACCAGCCUCGGGACGCUCACCAUUUUCCUGGACGCCAGCUACAACCUGCCCCCGGAUACCCCCUUCCCCUGAGAAACACCCACACAAAAGCCCCAAACAUUGCUAAAUAAAAGGGUCCCGAAACCCGCCGCACCGGCCCUUCCUCUUCACAAAUAAAGCCCCUUAUUUAGUGCACGGCCCCUUCUGCCCUUAAUAUGAAUUAUUAGCGGCAGCCGCAGAGCCUAUGAAUAAGUGUGACCCCGAAACCCGAUAAUUCCUCCCCAUCCCCCGUUUGGCUCAUUUCCAUUCCCCUCCUGUUUUUGGCUCAAUAAAGAAGUUUUUUAUGAUUUUUCAUUGGA